AUGUCGACGCCGGCUGCUGCAUCGUCGACUAUCACACCAGGGACAAGCAACCCACUUGACAACAUCCGGAUAGGCAGAGUCGACUCAUACAAGGAAUUCGGCAAGAUCGGUGUGGGGGCCUUCGACGAUGCGUGGAAAGCGCGCCAUCGCCAUAGUGGCAGGAAGGUCGCCAUCAAGUCCGUGCGCGCCAGCAGAGAGUCGCUUCUACGUGAGGUUGCGCUGCUCGCGGCAUGCGCGGGUAACUCCACCGUGGUGGAGUUCCAAGAGGUGGUGCGAGGCAUGAAGGCGGACAAGCUCUACCUCAUCAUAGAGUACGCCCGGGCACAGCCUGCAUUGCAUCAUGGGCGCACGCCUAACCAUUGA
This is a messenger RNA of Miscanthus lutarioriparius, 363 nucleotides long. NCBI's taxonomy places the organism in Eukaryota, Viridiplantae, Streptophyta, Magnoliopsida, Poales, Poaceae. The record is from the annotation of a GenBank genome assembly.